This is a messenger RNA of Osmerus eperlanus (European smelt), 1912 nucleotides long. It is a transcript of the gene glt1d1, whose product is annotated as glycosyltransferase 1 domain containing 1. Bases 342 to 1373 code for a protein of 343 amino acids. The record is from RefSeq and is a predicted model, not a curated record. NCBI's taxonomy places the organism in Eukaryota, Metazoa, Chordata, Actinopteri, Osmeriformes, Osmeridae. The transcript is spliced from 12 exons. Gene Ontology annotation, molecular function: glycosyltransferase activity.
UCAUAGACGUUAAAAAUAAACCUCUGAACUUGGUGUCUAGAAGGAUGCAUUUGUGGAUUUUGCAAUGCGGAGUAGUACGAUCAAAUAAGCAUUCGUUCCUUGUUUCCAGAGGACCCCAAAUGAUAGACGGACUAGUGUAUCUAAGCGUGCAAAAUUUGACGUAGCCACGUCGCUUCUCACCUAUGUACACAACAUUACAGGAUGAACUUAAACUUCUUCCCGACGUUACCUAAUUUGGAAGCGUCGUAGCCAUAUAGGCUACAGCUAUUACAUUACUUCGGGCAAAUAAAUAUCGUUGUGUACAGUCAUUCAAACUAAAGUCCACCCUCAAUGCUGUCGAUAUGAAAUUGUUAUUUCUAGCUUGCCUCAGCCCCAAAACUGGAAACUGCACAACAGCUGAGCGAAUAAGGGCACAUAUUGAAUCGGCAGGUCACACGUGUGAGCUUCGAGAUGCAGCGGAUUUCAAGUCCUCAACCGACAUGGCGAAUUUAUUAAAACAGAUGCCUCCAUUCGAAGGUGCAAUUGCUAUUCAUCUGUUCAAGGCUGGAAGGCUUCUACUAGACAUCCAAGUGCCCUAUGGAAUUAUCUUUGGAGGAACAGACAUUAAUGAAGAUGUGAAAGUUGAGCAGAAGCGGUUGAUUAUGGAGCAGGUGCUGCUGAAAGCCAGGUUUGCUGUGGCAUUUACUAACAAACUGAGAGAAGAAGCUACUUUUUGGCUUGCCCAGAGCGGUAUAAUUUACAUCCAGCCCCAAGGAAUCAGUACGGAAGUGGCGGAGAGCUUCUGCUGGAAGGAGUUUCUGACAAGCUCAGGUGUGGCUGAGCGGAGUGCAGAGGAGGAUCUGCGGGUCUUCCUGCUGGUCUGUGGGCUCAGGAGAGUGAAGGAUCCCCUGUAUCUCCUGGAAGCCUUCUCAGAAUGGCACCGCCAGGAUCCCCUCACAGUGCUGGUCAUAAUCGGGCCGAAGAUUGAUCCCGUGCUUACGGAAGAAGUUGAAGCUGUAACUAAAAGGUCUGCGGGGGUCUUCCUGGCCCAGGGCCGGAGCCAGGAGCAGCUCCACGCAGCCAUGAGGAGGAGCGUCGCCGUGGUCAACACCUCCAUCUCAGAGGGCAUGUCGGCGGCCAUCUUGGAGGCCAUGGAUCUGGGUGUCCCCGUCAUAGCCCGGAACAUUCCAGGGAAUGCAGCCGUGGUGCAGCAUGAGGUCACUGGUCUCCUCUUCUCAUCUCCUCAGGAGUUUGUGCUCCAGUCCAAGAGGCUGUUGGGGGAUGGAAACCUGCGGGAGGGAGUGAGGAGGAACGGAAAGAUCUACGUGAAGGAGCAUCACAGCGUGGUCCAGGAGAGAGAGACCUACCAGAGGUUGGUGAAGACUCUGUACUGAGCGGACAGGCUCCACACCUCUAACAUCUAACAGCCCUGCCUCCUCUCAGGAACCCCCUCUUUACACCCUGUGUUUGUGCUCGUAAAUGAAUUCUCUCACACAGGCCUCCGAAGCCAAGGAUUGUUUACAACCGAAGCACUGACAUCAUGUGGGGCUGAGAGAGAGAGGGAUGGAUUCACCCAUAAAGAGAGGAAUAACUUUUAUGUCCCGUGUCACUGAUGUCCAAGUGUUUUCAAUCUCUCAGGCUUUAAAUUACUCCCCCCACGGAACGACUCAAGCAGCGCAAUCUAACCUGAUCUGCCGAACGCACUGUAAAACUCUGCUGUAGGGCACGAUCAAGCCAAAGAACAACAGCCAUCUUGUUGGUUAUUCAUGUGCAAUAAAAAUGCAUUUGGAGUGCGCUGCUGCUUUCAUGUUUACAUACUUGAUGAAUGUAAGAUCUGGGGAACACAUAUUAGGGCUUUUACUCAUUCAUGUUUUGCUCUGAGUAUAUCUAUGACAAUGUAUUGUACUAUGCCUAAUAAAAUACAAAAAUCGUG